AUAGCAAGCGUGCAAGGAUAACGACAAGGACGACCGACGACGGCGCUCGCAACUCUAUGUGUCUGUAGUACUGUUUUACUUGUCUGACUGAAGUACUCUAAACUGAAUCAAAACCAUCAGAGAAACCUCGCACAGCACACAAAACAGGACACAAAAUUCGUUUGCGUUCACACCAGCCAAGCCAGACCAUCCGUGUCGUUCUGGAUGGAAGGAUAUCCUAAUUUUAUUCUACGACGAGCUUAGGUUCCGUUCAAUUUUCUUCGUUCGUUCGUUAGUAAAGUACGUUCGUUUUGUAUGUUGCGCGCUUGUUUCACAUCCUUCGGGAGCAAUUCAUUAUUAUUAACUUGAGUAUUAUUUUGUGUUUGACUGUGUGUGGUGGUUUAAUAUUUUUUUUUUCAUUUUUUGGUGUUUUUUUUCAAGUGAGAUAGUCUCGUUUAUGUUCUCGUCCUCGUUUUCGCGUGGUGUACGCUAGCGACAAAUAAAUCAAAAUAAGAGUGUUUAUCAAAAUAAAAAAAACGUGUGUCGUUUUCAGACUUUUACUGAUGAUUCCUGUGGGAUAAACGAGAAGAUCAAACAUAAAAAGAUUGUCGAUUUAUCAAGUUCGUACGAUUUGACGAUUGUCGGUAAUAAGUCGUUUAUCGACUUGUUGUACAUUUGAGUGGAUAACAAAUAUAAAUAAACAAGUGAUUUACGUUAAGAGGUCCUUAAUUUAAUAUAGAAUCAUUAUGCUAACAUCGCCUGGUUCCAUUAUGCCGCGUCAGGUGCUUUGGAUUGGAUUUCUUCUAGUCAUUUUGCUUGGAUGCAUGCCAUUAAAAAGCCAUGCAAACAAACUCUCACAAACGAAACUUCACGAAAUAUACCUAGAUGACCAUAAGGAAAUUAAACUGAGUUGGAUGGUAGACUGGUACAAACAGGAAGUUCUAUUUCACGUACAAAAUGCAUUCAACCCCGAACAUCGUUGGUUUUAUUUGGGAUUCUCGAAACGCGGCGAAUUGGGGGAUGCUGAUAUUUGCUUUUUUGAAAACCAGAACGGCUUCUUCAACGUCGUUACAGACACGUACACCAGUUCCGAUGGACGUUUUGUUCACAAGGAUUACCAGCAAGAUUGCGAGCUAUUCAAAAUGGACGAUGCGACUCUGGCAUUCAAGAGAAAGUUUGACACUUGUGACCCUCUGGACUUUAGAAUGCAUGAGGGUACUAUGUACAUAAUGUGGGCUAGAGGAAUUAUUCCCUUAGCCAUGGAAGACCACCAAUUUGCAUUUCCCAAUGCAUCCAAACGGGAAUCUGGCAUUAAAAUGAUGCAGCUUCUGAGGGCCGAUAAAAUUAUCAUACCCGAGACGGACUUAAAACAAACUGUGAUCCGGUUGGACAAUGUAAAGGUUCCCUCAAAAGAAACAACAUACUGGUGCCAUAUUCAGAGGCUGGACGACUUCCUCGAAGUCAAACACCACAUCGUACAGUUCGAGCCGCUCAUCACGUCUUUCGACCUAGUACAUCACAUGGAAGUAUUCCACUGUCAGACAGAUCCUACUGUCGAAAUACCCCUCUACAAUGGGGACUGUGAUAUGUUGCCGAAGGAGGCCAAAGUUUGCUCUAAGGUAAUUGCACUGUGGGCAAUGGGGGCCAGUACAUUCACAUAUCCACCAGAAGCUGGACUCCCUGUGGGCGGAGGAGACUACAAUCCUUACAUACGACUGGAAGUACAUUUCAAUAAUCCCGAUCUAAUAGAAGGACGUAUUGACAGCUCCGGUAUGAGGGUGCAGAUGGUGUCCAAUCUAAGACAAUUUGAUGCCGGUGUCAUGGAACUCGGAUUGGAGUACACUGAUAAAAUGGCUAUACCACCCGGUCAGACGGGAUUCCCCCUGAGUGGAUAUUGUAUUGCCGAAUGUACAAGAGUGGCAUUACCAAACUCUGGAAUAAUCAUUUUUGGAUCACAAUUGCAUACACAUUUGAGAGGCGUUCGUAUCCUAACAAGGCAUUUUAGAAAGGAAGAGGAGCUGAGAGAAGUCAAUAGGGAUGAUUUCUAUUCACACCAUUUUCAAGAGAUGCGAAAUUUAAGAUACAAACCGAGGGUGCUACCGGGAGAUGCAUUGGUAACAACUUGCUACUACAAUACAAUCGGCUACGAAAACGCAACACUAGGUGGAUUCUCCAUUAGCGAUGAGAUGUGCGUCAACUACAUCCACUACUAUCCAGCCACAGAGCUCGAAGUCUGCAAGAGCUCUGUCUCCGAAGAGACCCUGGAGAAUUACUUUAUUUACAUGAAAAAGAAGGAGCACCAGAGAACUGUAAAUUUGAAUGGAGCACGUUCGACAAAUUAUCGUAGCAUUAAGUGGACUCAGCCCCGCAUUGAUCAAUUAUACACAAUGUAUGUCCAGGAGCCGCUAUCAAUGCAGUGCAAUAAAUCCGAUGGACACCGAUUCGAAGGCUUUCAAUGGGAGGGUGUCCCCAUUACUCCUGUGGAAAUCCAAGUGCCAAUACAUCGGAAGUCCUGUCACAAUUACAAUCCAUUCUGGAUGAAACCAUUGGACGAAGGAGCGUGCGACUUGCUAGGCGAGUGUAUUUAUUAGGAAAUGUUAAAGGCACAGUGCGAAAGGACUUGCUUUUAAGCAAACAACUUUAGGUGUACAUAAAAUAUACAGUUUUUGUUUUUAUUUUUAUUGGAAAUUUUUAGACAACAUUUAUAACAGUAUUAUGAAAAGAAAAGUAAUUAAAUAAAUUGACUCUGAUACCAGCUAAAUAUAUAUAUAUAUAUAUAUAGAUAUACAAACUUA
Episyrphus balteatus (marmalade hoverfly) is the source of this 2774-nucleotide messenger RNA. It is a transcript of the gene Tbh, whose product is annotated as tyramine beta-hydroxylase. The record is from RefSeq and is a predicted model, not a curated record. Lineage: Eukaryota; Metazoa; Arthropoda; Insecta; Diptera; Syrphidae. Bases 726 to 2570 code for a protein of 614 amino acids. Gene Ontology annotation, cellular component: secretory granule membrane. Gene Ontology annotation, biological process: norepinephrine biosynthetic process; octopamine biosynthetic process; dopamine catabolic process. Gene Ontology annotation, molecular function: copper ion binding; dopamine beta-monooxygenase activity. The transcript is spliced from 8 exons.